AUGUCGUUCGGGUUUCAGUUCGACGACUCGGAGCUGGACGACGAGUACGUCUCUCUCGCGUCGGCACCGGCGCCGACUGCGACGCCAUCGACCUCGAAUGGCGACUCCUCCUCGGUGCCACAAGCGCCGUACCAGUCGUAUUCGCUCGAUGAUAUGCUCGAUCAUCUGCCCUCACGCAUAUCGUAUUCAUCGAUCAGCAUCCCGCUCGCCUCGCGCGGCACUUCAGUCCAGAUGCUGCGGCGCGACCUGUUCGAUGCGCGCUUUCAGAUGCUGCUCGACGAGGACGAGGACGACAAAACCUCCAAUGCGGCAGGCAUGGAUGCGCAGGUGGACGCGCAGUCGGACUUGAUACCUGGCGUGUACGAGGGCGGGCUCAAGACGUGGGAGUGCGCGCUGGAUCUCGUCGAGACGCUCGAUGGGCUGCAUUCCGGCCGGUGGUCGGAGCACUUUAGCGGCAAAUACAUCCUCGAACUCGGCUGCGGGACGGCGCUGCCGUCGCUCUUCAUGCUGACGCAGGUGCUGAACGACCGAGCCGGGGUGGGGAUGACGCUGAAUCUGGCGGAUUACAAUGCGCAGGUGCUGCAGCUCGUGACGCUGCCCAACGUGCUGCUCGCUUGGUGGUCGUCUGCAGCUGCUGCCGCGUUCAGGGCGGGUGCAGGGGCCCAGCAGACGGCGCUUGAACGACAUGAACUCGCACGGCGCGGACAGGACCAUUUCGACACCGCUCCACACGACGUCGACGGGCACGGCGAACUUGCCAUCACGCCGGAACUGGUGUCGGCCUUCCGCACCUCGCUAGCCGCACACGGUGUGCAGGUCAACUUCAUCGCGGGCGCCUGGACGAAUUUCCCACCACCCGCACGCGGGAUGGACCUCAUUCUUACCUCCGAGACCGUGUAUGCUUUGCCCUCGUUGUCGCCGCUGGUGCGACUGCUGCACACGUACGCCGCUGCAGAUGCGGCGGUGCUGGUAGCUGCCAAAGUCAUCUACUUUGGCGUAGGCGGUGGUGUGGAAGCGUUCAAACAGACACUAGCCCAGCUCGCGCCCUCGGCCCAAGUGGCUUCCAUACACACCGUCACGCGCGGAGUAGGACGCACGGUUCUUUCAGUCACAUUCUAG
Messenger RNA from Moesziomyces aphidis, 1119 nucleotides. The record is from the annotation of a GenBank genome assembly. Lineage: Eukaryota; Fungi; Basidiomycota; Ustilaginomycetes; Ustilaginales; Ustilaginaceae.